Aegilops tauschii subsp. strangulata is the source of this 399-nucleotide messenger RNA. RefSeq lists its product as uncharacterized. NCBI's taxonomy places the organism in Eukaryota, Viridiplantae, Streptophyta, Magnoliopsida, Poales, Poaceae. Gene Ontology annotation, molecular function: protein binding. The record is from RefSeq and is a predicted model, not a curated record.
AUGAGCCGCUCCCGCCACCUUCCCCGCUCGCCGGCGGCGGCGCCGCUGGACGACGAAGACCUGCUGUCGGAGAUCCUCCUCCGCCUCCCCCCUCAGCCCUCCUCCCUCCCGCGCACCUCGCUCGUCUGUAAGCGUUGGCGCUGCCUCGUCUCCGACCCCCGAUUCCUCCGCCGCUUCCGCCGCCAUCACCGCCGCAACCCUCCCCUCCUUGGCUUCUUCUUUGAGGAACUGACCCCUCCCCGCGGGAUCUCCUUCGUGCCAACUCUGGAGCCCCCAAACCGUGUCCCCGUCGGGCGCUUCUCUCUGCAGUUCGACGACGGCGACAGCUACAGGCUCCUCAACUGCCGCCAUGGCCUCGUGCUUCAGGCUGCAAGUGGAGAUGGAAUUAAGUGGGACUAA